Molecule: messenger RNA, 1256 nt
Organism: Neltuma alba
Lineage: Eukaryota; Viridiplantae; Streptophyta; Magnoliopsida; Fabales; Fabaceae
Product: serine/threonine-protein phosphatase 4 regulatory subunit 2
Exons: 8
Coding region: 279-866 (195 amino acids)
Cellular component (GO): cytoplasm; protein phosphatase 4 complex; nucleus
Molecular function (GO): protein phosphatase regulator activity
Source: RefSeq, a predicted model, not a curated record
UGAAAAUUUGCAGCAUGUAACCAUUUCUUCCAAUGAUAAUGACCAUCAGAACAAUGAUAGUGUGGCUAGUGUCUUGAAUCACAGUUAAACACCUAACCCUAAUACACCCUCAACAACAGCAUCACCGAGCCAAUACAGCUGUGCUGUUCCUCAGAAAAAACCUUCUACUGGCAAUAUCAGUGAUGUGCUGAAGAUGCUUGCCUUAUGCCGAGCACAAGGCAUGCCUUUUGGUGCCAAACCAAAGCCAGCGCCUCUUAUGAGGUGCCGAAUCAGAGCAUAUGUCAAGGGAAGAAAUUAAACACAUAUUAGAAGUUAUUGCAUCCACUGGGAGAUUCUGGCAUGACUGGGAUAAGUUGAAGAGCAUGCUAUCGAUUCAGCUGAAGCAGGUAUUGUCAGACUACCCUGAAGCAAAAUUGACAAGUGAGCAGCAAUAUGCUUCUUUAGGAGAGUCCUACUCUGAUCUAGUGGACAGAUUGAAUGAAGCUCUUCUUUCAUUUUAUGAAGGCCCUCCAUUUACAUUGCAGAGGUUGUGUGAGAUCCUAUUGGAUGCACAAAAUAUUUACCCAAAUCUCUCGAAGCUUGCCUUAGCCCUUGAGAAGAACUUGUUGGUUACAUCUACAUUGACUAUCUGCACCGAUCCAUAUCCGCAAACAACUGUGCAAGAGUCAGGUGAAUCAGAGAAAGCAGUUGAAAAGCAGAAUGAGGAAUGUAAUAUUACAGAGAAUGGCAUUGAGCCUCUGGCUGCUGACAAGGAUGUAGUCAUGACUGAGGCUGAUAUCAAUGAUGAAAUGACCAUUGACAUGGAAGCUUUUCAAGAUAUGGUUAAACCAUCAGAAACAAAUUCUGAACCGAGCGCUAAUGCGUAACCAUCGGUGGUUGAUGUGAGUCUGAGAAAGCCAAUGACUCUGAUAUGAUCCUAGAUUCCGAUGUCCUAAUUGAUGAUUUGUGGGAUUUUAUGUUCUAUGGGGGGCAAUGUUGAUCAUGGUCGUCAUAGAGUACUUAGACAACAGGUUUGGGAAUCCUUAUGUCCUCCUAGCUCAAAAUUAUACCUUUUCCCCCACGAAGUAUUAACUAAGUUUUUGCCUUAAAUGUCCUGAAUGCCAAGCUCGUAUUUGUUGCAUGAUAUGAAUUUUGUGAUUGAAGCCAUGAUACAUAAUUUGCUGCAGAAUAUUAGCAUUUCUGAAAUCCUGAAAUGGUGCUAUGAUUUAGUUGUUUAAAAUUUUUUUUAAAAAAAUUGAUGAGCUAUUUGUAGAAUA